This is a messenger RNA of Priapulus caudatus, 1992 nucleotides long. Its product is annotated as aristaless-related homeobox protein-like. Bases 1 to 849 code for a protein of 282 amino acids. NCBI's taxonomy places the organism in Eukaryota, Metazoa, Priapulida, Priapulimorpha, Priapulimorphida, Priapulidae. Gene Ontology annotation, molecular function: DNA-binding transcription factor activity, RNA polymerase II-specific; RNA polymerase II transcription regulatory region sequence-specific DNA binding. The transcript is spliced from 2 exons. Gene Ontology annotation, biological process: regulation of transcription by RNA polymerase II. The record is from RefSeq and is a predicted model, not a curated record.
AUGGAGCAGCCACCGCCGCCGCCGCCGUCGUCGCUGCCGCCGUCGGCCUGCACGAUCGGCGACACGCCGACGUCGCCCGACGUCGACGCCGACAUCGACCCGGGCUCGCCGACGACGCUCGACGACUCGCUCGACGGCGACGACGACUCGCCGAACCGACCUCGCAAGAUCCGCCGGAGCCGCACGACGUUCACGACCUUUCAGCUGCACCAGCUUGAGCGAGCCUUCGAGAAGACGCAGUACCCGGAUGUGUUCACGCGCGAGGAGCUGGCGAUGAGAUUAGACCUGAGCGAAGCCCGCGUGCAGGUCUGGUUUCAAAAUCGGAGAGCAAAGUGGAGAAAACGGGAGAAAGCGAUGGGACGAGAGAGCCCCAACUUCUUACACAGCGAUAUCCCGCCGCUAGGGGACAUGACGGUUCGACUUCCGGGACCCUACGGACUUCCGCCUGGCAUGGAGCACAUGUGGGCGCCUGCGUACCAUGGCUUCACCAACUUGACGGGCAUGAGUCCGAUGCUGGCACUCAACCAGGGCAUGACUCCGCUAGCGGCAGCCGCCUACUUCCCGGGCAAGUCUCCUCUUGGAAACCUCAUCUCUAGUUACAUGAUCAACAGCGCCGCCGCCGCCAGCCUCUCUGGUAGUCUGCCGACGCCGACGACGAUGGCGCCACCGCACGGACUAGCCGCCAUGCCUGUUCCGACCUCGCGCGCUGCUCUCGGUCACGAUUCGGACAAACUCGAGAUUAGACGAUCGAGCAUCGAUACGUUACGACUGAAGGCGAAGGAGCAUUCGGCGACGCUGGAGCAGCAGGGCCUGUCCAAGUCGCAGCACUCGGAGACGGCCAAGUCGUAAUUCACCACGCUGCAUAUGAGCUCGCUCGUACGACGCACUGCUGCGCUCGCAGCAAAUAUUAUGUCGUGUAUAGAGAUAUAAAUUAGUGAAUGGGAUUGAUUUUAUAAACGUCGACUGUACUACUCGUGAUAAUAUACGCUGAUAAGUAGGGAGAGCCCGCGGUCAGUUAUAUAGACGCGCUUCCUGGAGACGAUGACAAGCAAUUAGUAGUCGACGCACAGCGCAGCGAGAGCAAUCUGCAUACUGAAGAGGUUUUGAAAGGUUCGAGUCGUGUCGGCUGUCCUGCGUGCUAUGAUAACCGCGGUUUCUUCCCGCAGAGGCACAAACCAUAUCGCGUGGCAACUGCAGCGAUGCACGCGUACAACCCCGCAGCGCUGUAGCCCAGCGCCUUCCUCUUCAAACAUGGUCGUGCAUAACAACGGCAGUUUUGUUUAUUGCGACAGCAGAUGGGAGUUUGCGUCGCGGCGAGCAGUCGAUAGUUAACUUGUGUUGUUGUAAUGUGUUUUGUCUUUGUUACAACGAUUCGCUUUUUGUUCGUAGUGAAAAUCGCGCGCCCAGAAGGGUCUAGACGUCCACGCUGAAACGUAGCGAGAUGAGCACGUGUAAACUAUAGAGACUCUGGGAUGAUCUCCAUUUGUUACUAAGUAGGUUCUGAUUCGGUCGCCCCGGUGAUGUCGUGGUGAGCGUCGGUGUGACCGUCACACUACUACGACAGACGUGACAGGCAGCGGCGCAUGCGCAGAUGACGUGAAGGCGUGUAGCAUGGCCACGGAGCUUUUUACUGGGAUUAAUGAUAGUCGAAACUAUGGGAUGAUUAAACCGACAUUAAAAAAAAACCAGAGACACCAUCGGGUAUUUUAUUGGCACAGCCAAUAUUUACACUGUUCACGCUGGGUGCCCUGCAAACUCAACGGACUUCAAAUAGCCUAUACGAUUUUGGCAGGCGCGUUUAAAAACUCGGACAUACCUCGACAAAAGCCAUGAUUGUUCGGCGAAGGUCGCAGCGAAAUGGGUCUAUAGGCGACACAGGGCAAAAAAAUUAUAGUGUAUAUACAGCGGAUGAGACAUUGCCGUGUCGCGUCGAAUCACUGAUAGCACGCGUUCGAUUAUAAAUGAAACCUAUCUAUAUAUAUAUAUAUAUAU